AGUUGCAUAGCACUUCCUCUUCUUGAUGUGACAGCCCAUAAUCUAGAACACAGUGUCUUAGUGGUUACCUUCUGUUUUGAUCUGUCCUGACAGUCACUGCAGUCUCAUUCGUCUGCACAGCUGGGACUCCUGGAAUGAGACAUCAUGAUCUUCACUUUUGCAGUGUUGUUUCAUCUUGGACUGAGUCUGGAACCCAGAAGCAUGGCGGCGGCAGAAAAAUUCCCAAAACCUACCAUCUGGGCUGAACCAGAAUCUGUGAUCACCAAGGGACUGUCUGUUGCUAUCUUCUGUUUUGGCACCCAGGAAGUCCAGAAGUACUAUCUCUAUAAAAAGGGAAGCUUAAAACCCUUGACGAUACAGACCUCACUGGAGCCUGGGAACAAGGCCAACUUUUCCAUUCCAGUUAUCACAGAAUAUCAUGCAGGACUAUACUACUGCUGCUAUCACAGCCCUUCUGGUUUGUCUGAAUGCAGUGACAUCCUAGAGCUUGUGGUCACAGGGUUCUACAGCAAACCCAACAUCUCAGCCCUGCCAAGCUCCCUGGUGACCUCAGGAGGGAAAGUCACCCUCCAGUGUAGCUCACAUCAGGGAUAUGGAAGAUACAUCCUUACUAAGGAAGGAGAACAGAAUGUGUCCUGGACUCAGGAUUCCCAGAAAGAACCCAAUGGACAUUUUGUGGCCUUGUUUCCUGUGGGGCCAGUGACUUCCAAACACAGAUGGGCCUUCAGAUGCUAUGGAUACUAUGAGAGAACCUCCCAGAUGUGGUCAAUGCCCAGUGAGACCCUGCAACUCCACCUUGCAGAUUCACACUCACAAGAUCAUACAGUGGAGAAUCUCAUCAGGAUGGCUGUGGCUGGCUUGGUUCUGGUUGUUCUUGGGAUUCUACUUUUUGAGGCACAAAACAGUCAGAGAACUCAUCAAGAUUCAGGAUGGAGGAAAUCCUGUAUGGUUUUAUUGGGGAAACUGCCUCCUGUCAGCAGAAGCAGUACCAUGCUGCCUGCGGUCCUUAGCCUGUUGUGUUCUGGAUUCUUGUUGUUGCAGAAUACAUGGGCACAAGUGGGGGUUUUUGACAAGCCCACCCUGUCUGCUUGGCCCAGUUCUCUCGUUCCCAUUGGAGAGCAUGUGACCCUGAAGUGUCUGUCCCAACUUGGGUUUGAAGUGUUCCGUUUAUUCAAAGAAAAUGAAGUCCACAACCUGGAGUUCCAAAACAUCAUAUUACGACACAGCUUUGACAUAAACCCCAUGACCAUGGCACAUGUGGGGACCUAUAGAUGUCAGAGCUUUGAACCUAAUGACCCUUAUAAAUUUUCAGAAAUCAGUGAGUCCUUGUUAAUCAUAGUUACAGGACUCUACAGAAAGCCUUCCCUCUUGGCCCUACCAGCUCCUCCAAUAAAAUCAGGAGCGAUGAUGACAUUAAAAUGCUGUUCAGAAGCCAUGUUUGAGACAUUCAUUCUGGUUGUGAACAGAAAGGAUGUAAAUGAAAGCCACUUGUAUCUUGUUGGAAAACCUUAUACUGGAGGAUUUCAAGCCAACAUCUCUCUAUCUCCUGUGACUUCAGCGCAUGCUGGGACCUACAGGUGUUACGGUUCUUCUAGUCAACAUUCCUAUGUGUGGUCAGACCCAAGUGACCCACUGGACAUGGUUGUCACAGUUCCUGAUGCCAGCAACUCUUCAUAUCAUUUUAACCUCACACAAGGUUCUGUCAUGAAGGAUUACACCCUGGAGAAUUCAAUUAGAAUGGGUGUGGCAGGGCUGGUCCUCCUGAUUCUAUUGAUAAUAUUGGCUGAGGCCUGGCGGAAUCAUAGGAGCACCGCAGGUUGAAAUGAGAGAAAAUUUUUGCCAGAACCAUGUGAACAGAUGACUUGACAAAAUAGACCUUGGAAAAAACUCCAUCUGCUGAACUGUUCCUGAGUAGAUGGGGAUUGCACUCAGGUCUGGGUCUUAGACCAUUUCUGGGAGUGCUUGGAAGAACAGCUGAAUCUCAGUAGGCAAGGAACACACCCAAAAUACUAGAUGAGCUCCUUAGGGGCACCAGACAAGAGUUCUGACAAACUUAAAUAAAUUCAAAGACA
Myodes glareolus (Bank vole) is the source of this 2072-nucleotide messenger RNA. Lineage: Eukaryota; Metazoa; Chordata; Mammalia; Rodentia; Cricetidae. The record is from RefSeq and is a predicted model, not a curated record.